UUGCAUUCGCCAAAAAUACAGCAACUUUAAAAUUCACGGUUUCACGAAGAUAAAUACAACAAAAGCAGAACUAGAUUUUGAAAACCAAGUCUUGUGGCUUAAUAUGACCUUCUUCAAGCUAGUUUUCGGGUAUGAGCACCAAAUACGCGGCAGAUUUAUUGUGUUGCCUAUAGAUGUGUCCACAGUGGCAAAAGCAACAUUAACAAGUCCGACGUUCAAGAUGAGGUUCAAAUUUGAACCGUACUUGAGGCAGAACGAGAAGUAUGACAAAGUCGUUGACAGUCGACUCAUAAUGGAAGCACAAAAUAUAACUUUCAAUUAUGGAAAUUUGUUCGACAACAAGCGACUGAGCGAAGACAUUGUAGCCCAGUUUAAUGAAAAUUGGGAAGAUAUUUUACGGUUCUGGCAAGCUGCUUUUCCCCAGGUGUACGUAAACGUGUUUGAGAAAAUAUUUAACGACUUCUUCUCCAGAGUCCCGGUUCAUGAAAUAUUUGAUGGAUUUUAGUUGGUUCCAAAAUUGACGAAUUAGGUUAUAAAAAUGUUAGUUAGUGGAGGAAAAAAUAUUUGCUCAACGAAAAAGCAUACAUCAAAAAAAUAUAUAUUAAAAAAAAUAUAUUA
Molecule: messenger RNA, 618 nt
Organism: Zophobas morio
Lineage: Eukaryota; Metazoa; Arthropoda; Insecta; Coleoptera; Tenebrionidae
Exons: 4
Coding region: 104-505 (133 amino acids)
Source: RefSeq, a predicted model, not a curated record